Harpegnathos saltator (Jerdon's jumping ant) is the source of this 16766-nucleotide messenger RNA. RefSeq names its product transmembrane protein KIAA1109 homolog tweek (gene tweek). Bases 250 to 15360 code for a protein of 5036 amino acids. The transcript is spliced from 51 exons. The record is from RefSeq and is a predicted model, not a curated record. Gene Ontology annotation, biological process: synaptic vesicle endocytosis. Lineage: Eukaryota; Metazoa; Arthropoda; Insecta; Hymenoptera; Formicidae.
CCGAACUAUUGCAUUGCACUUGUCUGUACAGUAUAUCAGUCAAGUAUGGAGUGGUUGUGCGUGUCACUGUCCAUUGAUGACAGUUCUCGGCAUCUCGUUAAACUGUUAUAAUGAUAGACAGAAAAACAUGAAUAGCACGGCAGAAUUUCAGUGUGCUUUACAUCCAAGUCCUCCCAAUAAAGUACAUAAAACCAUGAAUAAUAAUUCUUAAUUUGGUGGAAGGAAAGAAAAGAAGAAAACAGCAUCAUCAUGGAGUAUGAAAUGAACAAUGUUACAGUCUCAUCUUUCCUUGCUAUUGAGCCAGCCUUCUGGAAUUAUACCGAUCAUGUCAUCUUGGAUGAUCUUAAGAUGGACAGCAACUUUAUAUGGUUGCUAUGUUCAUUAGUAUCUGCCAUAUCUUGGAUUAUUUAUAUUGCCUAUUAUAACAGCAGAGUGACUGGUUAUGUAUUGACAAAAUUGUUAAAUCGAUUUGUUAUUAGAGAUGGAUAUGUUAAAGUUGGAUCUUUCACACUGAAUGCUCUAAGUGGGAAGAUAAUGUUUAGAGAUAUAGUUUAUAUUACAACAGAUUAUAGCUUAAGAAUUCAAGAUGGUUGGCUUAUAUUUAGAUGGUGGAGGAGCUAUGUCCCUAAAGAUGUGUCUGAAGAUCUUUCGCAUUCCGACACCCGACUGUCGGUUAUGUUAAACGGCUUCGAAUUGCACGUUUAUAAUCGCUGUCAACUUUAUGCACAAUUGGAGAAAAUGUUUGGUCUUACGCCGCAAAUGUUUUCGGACGAGGCAAGUCACAAUGUGAACAUUGACGACCGAGAUGGCGAGACUAUGAGCAACGCGGCCAACGAAACUCGCCACUCGCAAAUCAACGCGAUAGACGUGUCGCGUCAUGUGGACAACAUCAGGAAGAAAGAGGCUCACGUAAUCGCGCGUACCUGGAGAGACCUGAUACCGGUUAUCAAGUUGGACAUUUGCACAGGAAGGCUGGUAUUCGGUAAUCGACUGGUACCAACUACGUUAUCGAUUACCGUGGAGGAGGCGCAUUUUGUGUAUUCCACGAAGCCAGCUGCGUCCAGGCACGACCACUUCAUGCACUUCACCAAAUGCAAGGCGGAGAAUUUCAAAGUUAUCUUGGCGCCUAGCCCGAAAUACACCGGUAUGGUGGACGAUCCGCCUAGAUACAUGGGGGAGGGCUUCGUUGUUUUAAGUUCGAACAAUAUGGAAGUGUAUUAUUACAUGGACGAGUCCGGUGUUGUACCGGAACAUCCCGAGAUGAUACAACUGGUGAACGGAGACAUGGUCGAGGCGAUGCCCCCCAUAUGGGGCAUCGAUAUCAAAUGCGGCAAGGGCACAGAUUUUAGUUACGGCCCUUGGGCUGACAGGCAACGCGAGCAUUUGUUUAAGUUCUUCUUUCCCAACGACUAUCAGUCGCUGAAAGUCACGAAAUCACCUAUUCCCGGGGACAAGAGACAAGUUCAAUCGUUCGAUAUCAGGUUGUCGACGCUGAACGAGGCGACGAUCGACAUACUUUUCAGCAAAAACAGGGAAACCAAUGCUGUUCACGUUAACGUGGGGCCAGGAUCGUAUUUGGAGAUCACAAUGCCGUGGAUAGUGCUACAGGACGGAUACACCACGAAGAUAACGGGUCAACUGCUGCAUCUGGAAGCGACAACUAGCCUGCAGUAUCGGAGUUUGGUGGAGAGUGAAACUCUAGAGUUUAGUGUAAAGUGUCACUAUCCCAUCAGAUGGAACGACCAUCAGGAAUGGACGCUGAACUUAACCGGAUGCAAAGCAACCGCCAGCUUGGUUUAUUCGCACAAAGACUUCUUCCAAGACAUGAUCAACGACUGGGCGAGCAAGUCGAGACCCGACAUUCUGCAUUUCGUUCCGUACACAUGGAAGUUCGGUCUGCUUCUGAAGGAAUUCGAACUGAUCACCGUCUGUAACGAGUACAAUUGGAUCGAUUGCUCGUCUCAGAACCAGGAGAACGCGCACAUCGCCUUCUGUGGGGAGUUCUUCGACCUAUCGUUCGAUCUUCCAUUUGUGGACUUUCUGCCAGUCACGAUACCUCUGCGCUUUUGGAUUCAAGGGGAGAGCGUUGAUCUUUCCUUCUACUUGCCAGAGGUUAAUACCAAUCGCAUCAUUCUAUUAGCGUUAGACAAGAAUGCGAAAAUCAUGACUCGCGACGGGUCUCACAAGCACUUGCACGAACUGAAUAGGGGCAAGAAGUGGCGGAAUUUUUGCCAAAAGGAAGCAGGCUGGGUGGACUGUUGGUCUGUACCAAUCGUAGCUCUAAGUAUCAAUUAUACUUACCACCCGUGUCCACCUCUGGGUCCUACACCGCAAGCCAACAUAACGACGCCAGAGAAGGAAGAGAUCCUCUUGUCUCCUAUGCGAAUCCCCAAGUGCAGAAAGUCGCCGGGCCUGCAAUGGGCGAGAAACGGCACGCAAAAAUUCGACCCGCAGUCCAUAGCGUCCGAUAAAGUUAGUCUAGAACUCGAGAUUGGACCAUCCAUAUUAAUCUUGUAUGGGUCUCUGCUGAAGAAUUUCAUGCACCUGAAGGAGAAUCUGUUCGGCGAUUAUCAAGCGUUCACCGACAUGCAGCAAAGUAGAACCAGCUCUGCGUCAGUGAACGCGGAGAGAAGCAAGGACAAAGAUGUACAAAAUAGUAGCAUCGAGGCGUCCAUGGAGGACGAGGAGAUCAAAACCAAGCCGUUCGACCCGAGGGAUUACAGGCCGCUGGAGGUGACUGUUGGUGUUACCAUGCACGACAUACAAGCUCAUCUCAUCAAGAAUUGCAACGAAAAUGAUCCACCGUGCCCGGUCAUACUUCUGGAGCGCUUUGGAUUCGAGAUGAGGAAAGGCUACAAGGAGACUGAACUCCAGCUCUUGCUCUCCCCCGCUAUCGCUUUGGUCACGGACAACGUAGCGAGGUCCGGCAAGGAACAUCAUCUGAAACAGGGUCACCUCAUGCUGAGCGCGCUGCAAGUCAGGGGUCACGCCAUGUUCAGCAACGAGGGAAGGAGUCUGGACCAAGAAACAUUGGAGUAUGCGUGGCUGAUCGAGGUGCAGCUGGGCAAACUAAGCGGCAAGAUCACUUCCCCUCAGUUACACCAUUUCGUCACGUCGCUGGAGACUUUUUUAUUGAUGGCGAAGAACACUGAGAACGCUUUGCGGCCGCCUAAUUUGCCGUUCCAUUGUCACCAUGGUCUUCCUCCGUUGCAGUGUCCGGAGAGCGAUGUCGAUAAGCAUUAUAGAUGUCCGAGUUCUGAGGAUAUUAAGUAUAGAAUGACAAGACUGUCCAUAGAUGCUGUUGAUUUAUAUUUCCAAGAAGUGGGUACUGUCAUACAAUUCUGGAUAUCUCCGAUCCGUGUUUCCACAUGUAAUCUCCAUGGACAUCAGGUGAAGUCGGGCGUCACCGCCGUUUUACCUACGAUAUUGAUUCGGCAAUUUGUGUCUGCAGCUGAUUACUUUGCAAAUACAAGCAAUACUAAUACAACCGGCAGCGGGAGAUCUCAUAAUAAUGCAAGCAGUCGCAUGUCAGGAGAUGGAUCAGAUAUAUGGCUCGAAGUGGGGUCAGUAUCUUUAGGUCCUGUCAUCUUAGAAGCCGCAAUCUCUCUUCCAACACCAGAGCACAAUUUGCACUUGGUACAAAAUAAGUAUUUAAAGAUGCACGACGAGGCGACGAAACGUUUGUGGUUUCUCUGGCCGCAGGAGAGCGGCGUCAAGUCGACAAAGUGCGGCUGCAUCGGUGGUUGUGUGUUUUUUGGCAAUAAUCGAAAUGGACCAAGAUUUUUCAAGCCGAGCUACCAUGAUCUUCAAGAUGGUAUCAAUAUUGCUGCCUACAGAAUUCACGAGCCUGGUAAAGAAAAAGGAUUUGGACAGUCGAUCUUGCACGAUGGUCAAUUGGUGUUUCACACACCACCGUACAGCUUGCAGGACGUGUCUUUGCAGGACGUAUAUUAUCCUGUCACAGGAUUGAAAGUGACAGUCAGCCAAGAUGGCUCGCAAACUACGAAGAAGGGCGCCGAACGGCCGCGAUCUGUGACCGAUCACAGCAAGGAAGAAAACAGUAGUACAAAAUUAAACGUUACUUCCGUAAGCCCGCUGAUAUCGAGUGCGGACAGGAAACCGUUGGACAGGAGAUUUUCUUAUACAUCGAUGCGUGGACCAAAUGUGAAGGACGUACCGUACUCACGGUUGAUCGAUGCUAGUCCCGUAGCCCAGUUACCCCAGAAAUUGGACUCUGACUCGAAACUGAACGCGGAACGCAGCAAAUCCAUUCUGAGCGUACCCGAGAUCGAGGCUGCGCCGAAGAGCAGUGUAUCCGACUCCAAAUUGGCUGUGGAUUAUUUCAAUGCAACGGAGAACGCAGAAAUGCUCGAAUCGAGCAGCCCGCAGUCUUUGCCCAUAGUGCCGACCGAUUUCAAUCUCUCCGGGUCUAUACAAUUAACCACGAAGGACGGCGAGGGUGUGAACGUGUCGGAUUCUCAUCAUUCGUUGUACAUAAGAACAAGCUCAGAGGAGAGGCUGAAGCAAGAGGUGCAACGUACGAUAUCCAUGUCGUCUGAGAAUCACUCGGAAGCGUUCUAUUCCGCCGACGAAGACAUGAGUCACGGAUUAAGCGGCAGCCGGACGUCCAGCUUGCGCCAGUCCAUCGUCGGUUCCGGUUGCGUCUUGAAUCGCAACGACAGCAUCAAGAAGAAAUUCUCGUCGGACUUGUCAAUCGUUGAGAGCUCGGCGAACGUGACUCUCUCGGUGGCGGAUAAGGCGCAUACGUUGGAAAGAGCGAAGACGCAGAUCCUGAGUACAAAGCGGAGUCCAAGGAUCAACAGAAACGCUAGUUUCCAUAAAGAGAUCGAUCAAGCCGAGAAUGGCGGUUUGCAAGACUCCUCGGAUAGUCAUUCGGUGUCAUCCACCAGCUUCAUUUCCGCUGUAUCGUCGCAGGAGGACGUCACGCUGGUAAACUUGCAUAUGCAAGUGAACAAACCCAUCGUGGACUCGCCGUUGCUAAUGUCCAGCUACGUCAGUCACUUGACGCAGGUGCGUUGUUCGAAUUGGAACCAGUCGUCGUUACCUGCGGGCGGCGAUGCGUUUACUACCCCGGUGUUCCAACGUGCAGACGACGGCAGGUUGGUCUACAUCGGUGGGCGAUACGUACCGAAACUUGACACGGUCACGGAAGGCUUCACAUCGUUGAAAAUGAUAACGCGCUCCGACGGCUCGCCCGUAGCGAGCUCAUCCAACAAGACUCCUACGCAUCCUUACUUAUGGGACGAUGCGUCGUUGAAUCAGACGGAAGGUGAGAACGACAACGCGAUGCACGGUGAAGAGGAGUUAUUGGCGAUAUUGAACGAAACCGGCUCUCGUACGACGGUGAUCGUGAAAUUUAAAGGAGACGUCGACAUCAUGCUGAGUCCUAUGGUGUUGGAGUCGCUUCAGCGCUUCAUCGACAGCAUCAUACCGACGUUGGGCACACUGCAUCCCUUGACGAUCCUCAACCACCUCCACAACGAGUGCAUAGGUAAAGUGGAAGACGCGAACAUCCUGAAGCAAGACCAGAGCUUGUCAUACUGGAGCCAAGUGCAAACCAGCUCGAAACGGUCCACAGCGGAGAGGAAUAUAAAAAAUGGUCAAGGCAAGAUCGCGUUGCAAACCAACGUUUACGAGGAGAGCAUCACCACGCAGGUGCAAGGCAGUAUUAUCUUGCCAAAGCUGAACCUAACGCUGCUGCAAGCAUCUGUUAUUGAGGAAAUCAUAUCAUUCUCCGCGUUGGAGAAUAUCCGCGACUUGACGUGCGUGUCGUUGUUCGCGAUAUGCCUGGACGACGUCACUGCUCGGUUCUACCUGGGGAAACAAGCUCGAGAGGUUGUUCAAACCUUUCAUAAGCCAGCUGCGUUACCAAACCAGAAGAAGGUGAACAAGAUCAGCAAAGCGUUUCUGCCUGGACAUCAAACCACCGCGGUGGUAGCUGAUAUGGGCGGAGGAGAGACGGUGUACAUCGAAACGUCGGAAAAGCAGCAGGAGGAGAUCAUAGUCACUUUAAAUAUUGGCAAAGCGCAUUCUCAAUUAAGAAGGUUGAGGAACGAAUCUUCAAUAUUGAAGGACGCAGUGAUAACCGCUAUACCUGCGCACUAUUCUAAAGUGUUGUUUACCUGCACCAGGAUGACGUCGCCGUUAAAGUGCGUCGAUUACUAUUUGCACCACCUGAUUGAUGAGAAGGAGAAGCAAAAUAAACAAACCGGACCGCCACAAGCUACCGAGGAAUUCACUAUGGGAUGUGGAGAGGAUAGACUAGGAUUCAUCAUGUUCGAGUGCGGUUUGGAAGGAAUUAAAUUGAAGGUAGUGAAGAGGUCUCAGUUUGAGAAGGGAGAGAACGGCGACUGCGACAAGAAGAAUGAUAAUGAGAUAUUCUGCACGGACAGUGUCAAGAGUCAAGAAGAAUUAGAUAACACUGCUGCGUCCACGACAACUGCCGCGGAAGCGGAAGCGAAGCCAGCGAAGCCAGCGAAUCCAUCUACGGGCACGCAAAUGAACAUGAGCGCAACAUGCACCAGUCUCACGUCCAAAGUAGCAAACGGCAAUACCGUGUCGUGCGUAAUCGAGCUGAAGACAGUGUGGUUCAAUUUCGCCGCUCCACCGCGCACCCCGAUAACAAGGAAAAUCGACUAUACGAGACUCGAUUGGAACUUGCUCAGCACUGCCUCACCGGCGAUAAACGCCUGGAUGAAUCCCAGCAACAAGUUUGCGAUCCGAAUCGUCCAUAUGUUCAGGACUAUGUACCGAAGAUCCACCGCGAUCGUCGCCUGUCUUAUGGCAGAGGCGUUGGACGUGCAAGGACUCCACAUGCCUCAGAAGAGUCGUUACGGUAGAUUAACGCCGCUGGCGAAAACGCUGCAGGAGGAUCCCUCUUGCCAGUUGUGCAGCAUAUUGCAGAAUUACGUUCUGCUGUCUGAAAUCGCAAAUAUUGAGGCCAACUUGAAGGAAUCCGAUCUGCCGCUUCUCUCCACACUCCGACAGGGAGUCAUUGUAUUGAGUAGACAGUGGAAGAACGUGCUCUACACACCGUUAUUAUUGGAACAUAAUUACAAAACUAAGCACGUUAAACCGUUGAACGUUACUUUCGCUGUGUCAGAUCCGGAUGAGGAGAAUCUGUUGACGGACGGGGAAGGUAGCGCAGGAGAUGUUGAUGAUCAGGAAGUGACAGAUGAAUGUGCUAUGCUCAUCCAUGCGGACCACAUGCACAAACAUAUACAUAUCAAAGGUGGACAAGAUAAAACACCAGGUAUGUGUGGUGAUGGUUUGACGGUUCCUGUAAGUUCUCCUCGCGGGAAAGACACGACCCCCUUAGCAACACCGGUUCCAGGCCCGGAUUCAUUUACCUCUCCCUCUCCACCCGUAGCUCUUUCAAAGAGAGGAAAAACGUUGCAACCAACGCAAGUGCCUGCUAGUACACGUGCAAGUAUCGUUUUCCCAUUGCUCACAAGUGGUGGGCUGUUCAGUCAAACACGAGAACCGAAUAACAUAAGUUACGGAACACUCAGAGAAGAGAAGACUCCACAGAUUCAUAUUUCACAUUCGCACCAACUUGGUUCCAAUCCUAGCAUUUAUUCCGGAGGUUUAGGUCACGGCAGCCAACACAGUACUGGCAGCUUGGAUCAAGUGACAUCUCCCACAAGUCAUUCCACUAAACCUAUAAAUACAGGGGAAGAUCUGUACAGUUGGAUGGCGAAACAGCAAGAAUUCAUAAAGGACAAUGACAAAGGAAACUUGAAAGGAAAUUGGGUCUUUCGUACAGAGCAAAAAUCCACGAAGGACUCCAAGAUUAAUACCAUGACUACUGAUGACACCGAAGAUUCCGACAUUCAAAGCGGCGCUUUUCUGUAUCCCAUGAAAGACUCUCUACGAUUGUUGGAUGCACAUCUGAUUUUCGAGCCGCUUCUGUCGUCCUUGUCAGUCAUGCCACAGCAGAUGUUAUCCGUUAUCGGGUCAGGGAACGUAAAUAAUAUGUCUUCCUUGGACUCGUUAGGCUCGAAUUUGUCUCUCGUUGGCAGUAUGGAUACUAUGCGCAUCGACAUAGUCGUCAGCGAAUUUGGAAAAGUAACGGAUAAGAAGAAAAAUAACAAGUAUCAAGCAAGAAAAGGAAACAACUCUAAAUUCUACCUCGACAUACCGCCGGAAACUCCAGCCUUCUUAUGCGAGAGAAUCGGCAUAGAUAUAGACGUUAAGAAGAUGGCCGAUAUGACGGUGGACGACAUGAUACAGAAGCAGAACGUUCUGUACAUAUCUAGAGGCCAACUGAAGAAACACACUAGCACAGUAGUAAAUAUCAGUCUGAAUAUCCGGUACAUAAGCCAGCAGGUGAACAUGCCUCUCCUCAGGCUGUUACAUCAGAUAAGUAACAUGUAUCAGAAUGUGAAAGAAACGCAAAUGGAGUUGAAGGAACAGCAGCCGGAAGGGAAACGCAACACCAACAUAAUCGUCAACGAUGUCGCUGCGAAGAACGGCUCGUCGUCAACGUCCGAUCUGCAGGAACAGUUCCUCGUUGGCGGCAAGAAGGUCGAGGCCCCGUUGCUUCGCAGCAGCUUCGAGCCGAACCAGUCGAAGAUCCUCCCGGGUGCGACCGUGCGAUCUCGGCCGCAGAGCUUCGCGCAAAAAUUGCGCAGCACUGGCAAAAGCGUAAAGGGCUACAUCAAUCUGAGCGAGGGUGUCAUUACACCGAGCUUUGGGGCGAGUCCCAGCGGUUCUGGGCUGGACAAGUUCACGGUGAUAUCGGACAAGUACAAGGACAGCGCGCAUUUGACACCGCGUUGCUGGAAGACUAUAUACUACCUGCUGGAUCUAUACGCGACUCGACCAGAGACAAAAACCAUCACUCACCGGUUCUCGAUACCCGCGGAGGCUGCGGAACAUUACAAGAGCGGUAGGAAAUACGAGAUCUUGAACGAGACUAAGGACGCUGAUGUCGAGAAGGGCAUGAACGAGAACAGCUCGACGCCUGUCCCUCCAUCCAGAGAAUUGAACAUCGUGACGGGUGAGAGGACGCGGCUGAUCAUCUUCGGCGUUGCGAGAAUCCACAGGACCAGAUUACUGGCCACUCUGAGCGGUCUGAAGCUCGAAGCUGAGAUCACCAGUCUGCACGCCAGCUUGACUUGCCGCAAGAAGUCACGACCCGCGAGUCUGGAGUGCAGCAUGACUGGACAAAUCGGGAGAACCAUGAUCGUCCUGCUGGAGGGUGUCGCGCCUAGCCAACAGACGGUCGUGAAGGUCACUGUUGGAAAGUCGCAGGCUCUGUAUUCCAGUAUUACGAGACGUCAGAAGGACAAGAACAGCGGCCUGCUGACCGUCGGCGCUGUGAAUAUCGAUAUACCUCAGCACCCUGUGGCCUUGCACGGAAUGAUGACCAGGGGCAGCAAGCAGUUGUCGUCAACUUUGCAAGAGCUCAGAGUCACCAGAACGUCGUCGAGAAUGUCGCGGGGGCAACAGCAAGACGAGGUAGACGCGGCUCCGGGCAGUCCGCAUCAUUACGCGCCAGCUCCCUCGAUAGACGUGGAGAAGCCGCAGGCGGUGUCCGGCCUUUUGGAGCCUAUCGUCAUGCAAUUCCAUAUUAUACUUCAGAGUCUGAGCAUCACCGCGGCAUUGUUACCGUCCCUCCAAGCGCAGUACAAGAUGGAUCAGGUGAACAGUUCUGGCAUAACGGGUAGCAAGGCCAAGUUCACCAUAGACUUGCCUCAUCAUAACCUGAGUUUCACGACAAAGUUGCAAGUGACAGAGGCGAAUUUACCGUCCGAGGCUAGCAUCGAGCUGCCUAAAGUACACGUUUCGGCUGAGUACAUUCAAGAUGGUAGCAGCAGCUUGAACGACAGUAAAUUGGCAGAUGGGGUCGUGUUACGUCAGGGUAGCUACCUCAGCGCAACCGCGGAUAUCGGAGUGUUCGAGCACUCCUUGACGACGGAUCUCUUGAAUCACUUGGUGUUCGUACAGAAGGUAUUCAUGAAGGAGGUGAACGAGGUGGUGCAGAAAGUCUACGGGGGCGAGAAGCCAGUGCCUUUGUGGCUCGAGGACGAUGAAUCGAACAGUUCGACGUUGAAACGAAUUUUGUUCUCGUUAAUAAUACGCAUCAAGAGGAUUCAAUUGACCGCCACGACUCCAACAAACUCGGCGGUACGAUUGGAGACCGGCGCGGUGGAGUUUCAAUUGUCGAACAGAGUGCAAAACGUCUCCGGCGCUACUCAACCAAAUCCCUACAUGAAGCUGUUCGGCAAAGCGCAAGUCGACAUCAACCUAAGCCUGGGACAGUUACUGAAGAACGUCUUGUUUGAAGAAGUCGAGCCCGAGUUCCAGCAGUUCGCCUUCUUCAACACCAGAAUAGGACUACGAAAUGCGUUUCAAGAGGAGAUGGCUCAAGGCGAGGACAAGGAAGUGGUUUUGAUCACUCUGAAACGUCCGUUGAUCUACAUACAACCGAUGGCCAUCGACAAAGCCAUACUCGUUUGGCUGAAUUACAAGAACGCGUACGAGUACUGGAACGAGAAGCGAUCCAAUUUGAAUAAAGAGGUACUGACCGCCACUCAGCAGGUAUUCGAGAAGGUUCCGUUUGGCCAAUUGACGAGUCAGCUCAGCGCACCUCACCUGGGCACGUUGUUCUUGCAAUUGACCGUCGACGAUAUGGGCAUCUGUUUGCCGCUUAAUCCCUUGCCACCGAAUAAUUGGAGACUCAACCGAGGUCUCUACGAUGGAGAAUCGCGAGGUGCAGUCGUGGUGACGCUGGAAAAUACGAGCAUAUCCGCGUGCAGUAGCGGUAGUUUAGUCAGCAAAGGAAGAUUUGUCGGCUUGUGCUUGAGAUUCGCGGAAGAUUUCGAGACCUCUCUAGAUGACUGGAAGCCAGAUAUGACUGAUAGCAAUAUAAUGAAUUUAUGCGUAGUAUCGGAAGGCACUUACGAAGUGUGCAGCAGGACUAUCGCGCAGAAACAAGACAAGUCUGAUAAUGCCAAGUGGAUUUUAAACGUUCAAUGGCAAAUGGAGGGAGUUGAUAUUCAUCUCGACGUCAGUGUGGGACAACAGUUGUCGGCUCUUGGGCAUACGUUAACAAUGUUAACCGGGUCCGAAGAGGAAGACGACAUACAUGUGCCUCCGGAUUACGACAGCGACGACGCGGAUCAGCCAGAUAAUAGCACUAGCCAGGAAAGCAUAUUGAUGAAGAAGUCGAAGAAUUGGACCGACAGUCUCCCAGCGUUCAUCUUCGAUCCUACUCUCGACGCGAAGAAGAGAUCGAAACUGAUAGAGAAGGAAAUGAACGAACAGGCUAAAAUUAUCAACGACCUGCGAAUAUUGGGCGCUUCGCAUGGAACGAUCGAGCAAGAAAUGAAACGUCUGCACGAGUUGGAAGCGAUGGUGUUCAAGGAUUUCAGGAGGGAUAUGAUUCAGAAGUUGAGGAGACAGUCUGUCAAAGCAUCCGGUAUUAAGGGUAAAUUAGGUCUGGGCAGCAAAACAAGUGCGUACCGCUCGAGAUCAUUCAUCGUACCCUCGCCUACGCCGGAGCAUCAGUUGGAAAGUCCGGAAGAUAUGAAUACGGAAAUUAAUUCGGCGAAUUCGGCUAGUUAUGAAAGCAGUCCCAGGAGCGGCCCCAGUCGGUCGGCUUCCUUGCGCGUGAGGGGACUCGGUGGACCAAGGGUCACAUUCAGCGACACGCACACGAUGUGCAGGCAAUCGUCUUUACCGAGCGCCGGUUCUGAUUUGAGUUUACCGGAAGGAGAGUUAGAGUGGCCGGAGACUAUCGAGAUAGAAGGCGAGCGAGUCGAGUUGAGAAAGAAGAACAGAGACAUCAGUUGUACGUCUAGUUACGACAGUAUGGAGGGCAAUGCACCGUUGCUCGAUUCAUUCGGCAAGGAGCAAGCGUCGUCCACCUCGUCCCCGUACAUUACAUCUCAGAAGACUCAAGAGCCUAAUAUAGAUUUCGAGCUUGACGUAAAAGUUUUAAUCAACAGCGGGAAAUGCGUGUUACACACGAAAGAUGGGAGGGAAGAUGAGAUUAAACUCUUGAGCAGAAUGAAGAAAGAGAGAUCAUGUUCCGGCGGUACAUUCGAAUUUCAGCCAGGUCCUAGUAGUCCUAGUAGUAGCAGAAAACACCUAAACAGCAAGGAAAAAUCGUCGGCAACUAGCACGUCCCGAUUGAGAUAUCUGCAGCAUACAAGUGUGCCUUUAGUAGAUUUAACAAUAUUUCAUAUCCCUGGUCUAGAUGUUAAGGUUCACUAUGAGUCGAAAACUCUCCCGGAGGAAUCACUGUCUCCACGCGUGUCCGCCGAGAACAGUCUGUUGAAUCCGAUCACAAUGACAGUGUUCAGGAAAUCCAGCACCAAGAAGGCCAGUCUGUUCGCCUGGAUGACUCUCCAGAGCAUACCGGAGGAAACAAUCAUAAGCCCUCAUAUCUUGGAGUUUCUCGAACAAACAUUAGAGCCGAUUCCGAGUAAGAACAAUUUCCAGAGCAGCGCACAGACGAACGCUGGCUUUCUGCUGGAGAACAACACCGACACCUCGUGGGCUGCCACUGCUGCGAGCAGUAAUUACGUUUACGCUAGUUUUCCGGUUGAUGUUAUAGUGUAUUUCCACAUGCAGCCGUCUACGUUCAGAUUCUCGUGCUUGCCGGUGUCACGAGUGGAAUGCAUGCUGCAGUUGCCAUCCCUCGAUAUUGUGUUCUCGUCCAAGCGGGCUGAGGAGGAGCUAAUAGAGUUUCGAGAGUUCAAGUCGAUGAACGCGCAAACAACAGGAAAAGAAGGCGGCGGCUCAGCUAUCGGUGGGUUGUCCGUCACAGGUUGUCUGGCGGACUUCUCCGUUUAUAUCUUUCACCCGUACGGCGGCGGCAAGAAAACGGGCCUGAAGGAAGCGCAAUGGUCGCCUCUGUCGGACAGCGAAAGAAAGGACUCGUUGAGCAUCAACGUGGAAUUCGUGAAAUUUCACUUAUCGAGAAGCAGAAAGCUCAAUUUCCAAAGCGAGCAGCUCAAGAAGCUUUCCGACACCAGUCGUGCCGUCAUACGGUUUUCAACUAUCAUUGACAUUGGAUCCGCCUCCUUCAAGUACGAUAUGCGUCGACUGACGGAGAUUUUGGCCUUUCCGAAGGCCUGGUAUCGACGCAGCAUAGUGAGACGCUUAUUUCUCGGAGACCUGAGUUCCGGUGCCUUGUAUUCAGAAGGAGACGGCAGCCCGCCGUUGAAUCAAGAGGAGCAUCAGGCAGUCAUGGGCAGCUCGCUGUUGAAACAUUACGAUAGGCACGUGUGCGAUCCACUGUCCAAGAGCGCGCCUGAAAGGAGUCCCGUGUUGAACAGGGACAAAUUGAAAUUAAGCUUGGAGAAUGACGCACCGAGACCCACGCGAUUGAAAGAUAUCGGGAGAGGAUGGAGUUUCACUACGGACAAGCAGACAUCGUCUGAGGUCAAGCUGAGGGAGUCCGCGUGGGAGACGUUGGUGCUGUUCGCGGUGAAUUUUACACGCUUGAACGUACAUAUGAACAUGGGCAAUGUGAUGGGUAACGUCAGCUGGAUGACGAAAGACUUCAGGUCGGAUGGGAGACUGUCUAUCGGCAGCACAGGUCAUAAAAAUCUGUACAUUGGCAUCGGUCUAGGGGGAUCGAGCUUGGACGCGAAAGGUGGUAUCGUUGGUGGAAUCAUCGAGUUGAGCAGAAUCGAUACUUACAUACAUAUCCGAGAAGAGCCCGGAAUAGAACCUGACCACACUGUGGGAUUGAAGCUGUUCGCGUUGGAAUUACGACUGGACUACAUGGGGACGAGCGUUUUGAUGUCUCGGGUGUCUUCAUUGGACGUUACUCUGAGGGACGAAUGGAAGAUCAAUCGUAACAGCGGUGGAGAUGCUUUUAUGCCGACAAGAAGGCCGGCGGUCAUUUUCAUGCACGGAGACCUGGGUUGGGAUCAGCUGCAGAUUAUGAUCAGCAAGUCGACCACAGCCGACCUAUUGAAGAUGUUUUACAAGCUCGACGAGUUCUUCAGCCAACAAUUCAAAAGUAGCAAACGUGUGUUCAGCUCGUUGCAACCAAAGCAUCAGAGAAUAAAUAGCAGCAGCUUCAAAAAAAGGCAACAAAAGAAGAGAUCCGCCGCUGAUGGCCCAUGGGGUUUAAACCAGACUGCGAUAUCCGACGCUAGACACCAUAGACACUGGCAAAGAGUGUUAGCUCAAGUAGCCGGUCUUCAAUUAGGAAGCUUAAGAUUUUCCCUACCGUCAACCGGUACCGUCCUUGGUGGUACAAUGGAGCUACACGGCUCCAACAUUAGCUUAGCCUGUUUUCACGGGAUUAAUUUUAAGAGCAAGAGCUGGGCUCUGUUCUCGCUGAAGGAGCCUUGUAUCAGUUUCGCUACAGAGGCACAGGAGAUCCCAAGUGUUGAGACACCCAACACGUGCGACGUACAUGUCGUGCAGACUUUAACCAUCAGCCUGGGCCAUCAGCAAGAACAGCACGCGCGGCAUCAUUCCAUGGCAACCGUCUGUAGAUUAAGUCGAAGUGUUCUAUUUCCACCUCAGUUCAAAUCUCUGCAGGAAUGGUUCCAUUAUGCUUUCGCUAGUAGUGAGAUCGACGCGGUCGACAGAUUUCCGUGUGUCGAGAGAGACAGAGUGGACAAUACGGCCGACGCUGCUAACGCAACGCGCGGCAGAAGCACGUCCGCGACGUCCAGUAAGCUGCAGGAACAUUCGCACACGCGAGAGGUGAUAUUCGCCCUGCCGUCGAUGCAAUUACAUUUGAAAACUGAACACCUGCAAACCGCCAGGACACCGGACGUCAUAGGACUUCCUAAGCAUAUUUUAUAUAGUGAGAAACCGUUGGUCGAGUGCAGUUUCAUAACAGAAUUCGAGGAUCACAUUUUCGUUACCGUUGACGCUGAGGCCUUUUUCUUCCUGCACGAUCUCAUCACAUCGUAUGUGAAAGAGAAGGAAAGAGUGCACACGAUGCAGAGCAUGAGCGCCAGAGCGCACAGUCCUGACCCGCAGGACAGGAAGAGUGCAAGCUCGAGUACCGCCAAUGCGUCCAACGUGACCGUCACCUCCGAAGACGAGAAGAAACGCAAGCAAUUCGAUCCUGCUGAGAUGUUCAUCAAGGACUGGCGAUCGUACAGGUGCAAGACGUGGCACCUGGAGCCGACGGUGAGACUGCUCUCGUGGGCUGGAAAGAGCAUAGAACCUUACGGCAUAGAUUAUAUCCUCCAAAAACUGGGGUUCUCUCACGCACGCACGACGAUACCAAAAUGGAUACAACGAGGAUUCAUGGAUCCUUUAGACAAAUUGCUGGCCGUUCUUAUGUUAAGGAUGGUACUAGCUGUUCGCGAGGAAUCAUCGGACGAACAAAGAGAAUACAAACGGGAGAAAUAAUACCAGAUUUUUUUUUCACAGAAGCAUCGAAUGUAUAUGAUAAUGAUCUCGUGGUAUACGUAUCCGUUUCGAAUAUUUUAUGCGCAUUAAGUAUUAUAACAGUGCAAUAACUGAUUUAAAAAAAGAGAGAGACAGAGAGAGAGUGAGAGAGAGAGAGAGACAGACAUGCUACUUAAGGUGUGAUAACAUCUAUGCAUAAAGUAACAUUAGAUUUACAUGUAAAUUUUUGUUUUUGUAUCGUUUAAAAUAGAGAAAAUAGGACUUUGGGAAGUAGUCGAUAAUAGUAACUUACUGGAGAAAGGGAAAGAGAGAACCGUAGUGGUUGAUGAUAAAUCGUUCUUGAUGAAAGAACUAUGAGGCUUAUAUUUGUAAAACUGAUAUUCUUCAGAUUACGACGUUUUUUCAAUAGAGUCUUGUAAGAAGUUGUAAUUAACACCACGUGACGAAGAGAGAGGUAUACGUAUUCAAGUGACUGUAUAUUGCCGACACAACGCGUGUUGUUUGUUAGAUAUUUUACGCUUCUUCUCAAUCGAAGGUGAUGUUAUAAUUUCGAUAUAUUUUAAUUGCAACACUGCUGUUAUAUUAAUAGCGUUUCAGAGCCCGUCAAUAUGCAGCUGAUACACAAUUAAUCGCUCGCAUUUCGUCUGCUCGAGAAAGGUAUUGCCUUUUUUUUACGUUACAACUUAUAUGGCGUGACGGUAUAUAAUUUUCCUAUACGAAUGUAGAACAUAUUCUAAAGACAAUUUUCUAUGUGCAAAUAUAGAUAAAAAUACAUUAUACAUUUUUGUCGUUAAGUAGUAGGACAAUAAUUCACAAUUACGGGGACAGUUUUAUGUGACUGUGUUGUAUCGUUUUACUCUAUCGCGCUGUAUACAUGCCGUUUAAUCUGCCGUUGUUCAUAAUAUAGGUAUGAAUUUGUAAAUUAUAUUAAAUUUUAUAUGUCGAUUGUAUAUAUUCCUUUCCGAGUAUCCAUCCAACAUAAAGUGUGAUCGAUGAUUCUUUCUUCUGUAUCUGUUGUACACAUUAUGUAUAAUACUAUUUGCUACGGUUUAUUCGCUUAUUCGAACGUUUUUUUUUUUUUUUGCAAACUUUUGAAUACAGCUUAGAUAUACAUAAGCAGAUUUCUGACGCGCCUUUGUGAUCAUUGUCGAUCAUGACAGAGUAAUCUAGAAUAAUCUAUUAUUUCUUUAGAUAAUGUAAAAAGAGUUUUAUACCGAUAUGUAAAUAUGUGAGAUGGUAAUGGAAGUGAGUUAAAUCUAAUUUAGCACCGUCAAUAGUAUAAAUAUUCUGGGGCAUACGUGUAGAUACAUUCUUUUCAGAUUUUAAACUUUUGUUGCUUCAUCAACAGCAAUAUGUACUGAACGUGUAUUUACCGAUACUGGAAUAAAUGUGCGUUUGUAACUAGU